Molecule: messenger RNA, 8794 nt
Organism: Aptenodytes forsteri (emperor penguin)
Lineage: Eukaryota; Metazoa; Chordata; Aves; Sphenisciformes; Spheniscidae
Gene: HEATR5B
Product: HEAT repeat containing 5B
Exons: 36
Coding region: 118-6339 (2073 amino acids)
Biological process (GO): intracellular protein localization; endocytosis; retrograde transport, endosome to Golgi
Cellular component (GO): membrane; Golgi apparatus; endocytic vesicle
Source: RefSeq, a predicted model, not a curated record
CGCUCGGCGCCGCUGCCUGCCGCCUCCGGCUGCCCCGCGAGGAGAGGCGCCGGCGUUUGCGUGCGUGUGUGGGGAGUUGCUACAAAAAUUUACAAUAAAACCGGAAUUUAAUCAGUUAUGGAGCUGGCACAUAGUUUGUUACUGAAUGAGGAAGCAUUAGCUCAAAUCACAGAAGCAAAGAGACCAGUCUUUAUCUUUGAGUGGUUAAGAUUUUUGGAUAAAGUGCUCGUAGCUGCUAACAAGACAGAUGUCAAGGAAAAACAGAAGAAACUUGUAGAACAGCUAACAGGACUCAUCAGCAGUUCCCCUGGGCCACCUACGCGAAAACUACUAGCAAAAAAUCUUGCUGCUCUCUACAGCAUUGGAGACACAUUUACUGUUUUUCAGACGCUUGACAAGUGUAAUGACAUCAUCAAGAGCAAAGAUGAUACUGCAGCCUACCUGCCCACAAAACUGGCUGCUGUGGCAUGUGUUGGAGCAUUUUAUGAAAAAAUGGGCAGAAUGCUGGGUAGUUCUUUUCCAGAAACAGUGAAUAAUCUUUUAAAGUCUCUGAAAAGUGCAGAGUCUCAGGGCCGCAGUGAAAUUCUGAUGAGUUUACAGAAAGUCCUAAAUGGACUUGGAGGAGCAGCAGCUUCUUGUCACCGUGAUAUUUAUAAGAAUGCCCGAUCUCUGUUGACGGACAGAUCUAUGGCUGUAAGAUGCGCAGUGGCUAAGUGUCUGUUGGAAUUACAGAAUGAAGCAGUAUUUAUGUGGACAGCUGAACUAGAGAAUGUUGCAACGCUGUGCUUUAAAGCUCUGGAAAACUCAAACUAUGGGGUGCGAGUUGCAGUGUCAAAGCUUUUGGGGACGGUCAUGGCUACAGCACUGAUACCAAAACAAGCAACAGUGAUGCGACAGAAUGUGAAGAGAGCCACGCUUGAGGAGGUCUUGGAGCUCAUGGCCACAGGAUUUCUGCGAGGAGGAUCUGGUUUCCUAAAGAGUGGUGGAGAGAUGUUAAAAGUAGGAGGAUCUGUCAAUAGGGAAGUGCGAGUUGGUGUUACCCAGGCCUACGUUGUCUUUGUUACAACAUUAGGAGGUCAGUGGUUGGAGCGCAACUUUGCUACGUUUUUGUCGCAUGUACUUGAUCUGGUCUCCCAUCCUCGUGCAACUCAGACCCAUGUGGACGCUGUUUACUCUCGAAGAUGCGUGUCCUUUAUCCUGAGAGCAACUGUGGGCAGCUUGCUCGGAGAGAAAGCACAGAUUGCAGCUGCCAAAGAUAUAUGUCAAGCCAUUGGUAAACAAAUGAAGGCAGUGGAAGCUGUAGUGAAUGAUGCUAACAGUGAAAAUAAAUCAGGAGCUGCUGAUGUAGCUGCAAGCCAGCAUGUAAUGGUGUGCGCCCUCCAGGAACUGGGUAGUCUGGUUCAGAGUCUGAAUGCCACUGCAUCUCCUCUUAUUCAAGAACCCUCUAUUGGUCUGUUGGAGACAGUAACUUCAGUUCUUCUUCAUCCCAGCAUGGCUGCUCGACUUGCUGCCGCAUGGUGCUUGCGGUGUGUAGCUGUGGCAUUGCCUUUUCAGUUGACUCCAUUUUUAGAUAGAUGUGCAGAAAGACUCAACAAUCUGAAGACCUCCCCUGAAGCUGUUAGUGGCUACAGUUUUGCAAUGGCUGCUUUGUUAGGUGGUGUGCAUCAAUGUCCCUUAGGUAUCCCUCAUGCCAAAGGAAAGAUGGUGGUCAGUAUCGCUGAGGAUCUGUUACGAACUGCUGCACAAAACAGCAGACUCUCCUUGCAGCGGACUCAAGCUGGAUGGCUUUUACUUGGAGCACUUAUGACUUUAGGUCCUUCUGUUGUUCGGUAUCAUCUGCCUAAGAUGUUGCUGCUAUGGCGAAACGUAUUUCCACGUUCUCUGAAGGAGUUGGAAGCAGAGAAGGCGAGAGGAGAUUCUUUUACCUGGCAAGUAACGCUGGAAGGCCGCGCUGGAGCUCUGUGCGCUAUGAGAAGUUUUGUUGCUCACUGUCCUGAGCUCCUUACUGAGGAUGUGAUCAGGAAAUUGAUGACACCCAUAGAAUGUGCCAUGACAAUGAUGUCGCACAUUCCAUCAGUAAUUAAAGCCCAUGGAGCUCAUCUCAAAGCUAGUGCAGCUAUGGUCCGUUUAAGACUUUAUGAUAUAUUGGCUUUAUUACCUCCGAAGACAUAUGAAGGAUCAUUUAAUGCGCUUCUUCGAGAGUUGGUAGCAGAAUUUACUUUGACAGACAACUCUGCUAAUACAACCACAUCACUCCUAAGGUCUCUUUGUCAUUACGAUGAUAGUGUUCUUCUUGGCUCUUGGCUGCAGGAAACGGAUCAUAAGUCAAUUGAAGACCAGCUUCAGCCAAACAGUGCGUCUGGAAGUGGUGCUUUGGAGCAUGAUCCAUCUUCUAUUUAUUUGCGCAUCCCUGCUGGUGAAGCUGUACCCGGUCCCCUUCCUUUAGGAGUAUCUGUCAUUGAUGCAUCUGUGGCUCUCUUUGGUGUGGUUUUUCCUCAUGUCUCUUACAAACAUAGAUUACAGAUGUUGGAUCACUUUGCUGAAUGUGUCAAGCAGGCUAAAGGUGUUCGCCAGCAAGCUGUGCAGCUUAAUAUCUUUACUGCUGUUCUUAGUGCCUUGAAGGGUUUAGCUGAGAAUAAAAGCACGUUAGGACCAGAAGAAGUCCGCAAAUCUGCUCUGACGCUGGUAAUGGGUGCCCUUGAUAAUCCUAACCCUAUUUUGAGAUGUGCAGCAGGCGAAGCUCUUGGCAGAAUGGCUCAAGUGGUUGGAGAAGCGUCUUUCAUCGCUAGAAUGGCUCAGUACAGUUUUGAUAAGUUAAAAUCUGCUCGAGAUGUUGUAUCAAGAACGGGCCAUUCUUUGGCUCUGGGCUGUCUCCAUCGGUAUGUUGGUGGAAUAGGUUCUGGACAGCAUCUGAAAACUAGUGUCAGUAUUCUCUUGGCUUUGGCACAAGAUGGAACCUCUCCUGAAGUCCAGACCUGGUCUCUCCAUUCACUUGCCUUGAUAGUAGAUUCUAGUGGACCAAUGUACCGUGGAUAUGUGGAGCCAACGCUUUCUCUAGUUCUUACUCUGCUCUUAACUGUUCCACCAUCACAUACGGAAGUACAUCAAUGCUUAGGCCGAUGUCUUGGAGCUAUAAUAACUACUGUUGGGCCUGAGCUGCAAGGUAACGGAGCUACAAUUUCAACAAUCCGUUCUUCCUGUUUGGUGGGAUGUGCAAUCACACAAGACCAUUCAGACUCGCUUGUUCAAGCAGCUGCCAUAUCCUGCCUUCAGCAGCUUCAUAUGUUUGCACCACGGCAUGUCAACCUGUCCAGUCUGGUUCCCAGUCUUUGUGUUCAUUUGUGCAGCUCCCACUUGCUGCUUCGCCGGGCUGCAGUUGCAUGUUUACGACAGCUUGCUCAGAGGGAAGCAGCAGAAGUAUGUGAAUAUGCCAUGAGCUUAGCAAAAAAUGCUGGAGACAAAGAAAACAGUGGCAUCAAUAUGAAUCCUUUUGCACCAGGAGCUGGUUCUCGGCGAGAUGCUCAUUCCCGGCAUCAGGGGGUUAAUAUAACAGAGACAGGCCUCGAAGGUGUCCUUUUUGGAAUGUUGGAUCGGGAGACUGAUCGGAAGUUGUGCUCAGAUAUCCACGAUACUCUGGGACAUAUGCUUUCAUCGCUGGCAGUAGAAAACCUUUCUCACUGGCUAAUGCUUUGUAAGGAUGUCCUUGCAGCUUCCAGUGACAUGAGCACUGCUGCUCCCUUGGGAGGAGGGAAGGAUGAGGAAUCAGAGAAGAAGGAUGAGAUGGAUGAUGAUACAAUGUUUACCACCUUGGGUGAAGAGGAUAAAUCCAAGCCUUCUGUAGCACCUCGUUGGGCAACUCGUGUGUUUGCAGCAGACUGUCUGUGCCGGGUUAUCAUGCUGUGUGAGAAUGCGAACAAGGCACACUUCGAUCUGGCACUGGCUCGUUCAGCCAGACUUAAAAACCCAAAAAAUGACUUUUUAGUACUCCAUCUCUCUGACCUUAUUCGAAUGGCAUUCAUGGCUGCAACUGAUCACAGCAACCAGUUACGAAUGGCGGGUCUUCAAGCUCUUGAAGACAUUAUCAAGAAAUUUGCAUCGGUUCCUGAGCCAGAGUUUCCAGGCCAUGUGAUACUGGAGCAGUAUCAGGCUAAUGUUGGAGCUGCUCUGAGGCCAGCUUUUUCCCAAGAUACACCGUCCGAUAUAACUGCAAAGGCCUGCCAGGUAUGUAGUGCUUGGAUAGGAAGUGGAGUUGUAAGUGACCUGAAUGACCUCCGCCGAGUUCACAACCUUCUUGUCUCUUCCCUGGAUAAAGUGCAAGCAGGAAAGGGAUCUUCUAGCCAGCUUUACCGAGAGAGUGCGACUACUAUGGAAAAACUUGCAGUUCUGAAAGCAUGGGCUGAGGUGUAUGUUGUUGCCAUGAAAAUUAAGAAAGAAGCAGAGACCAAACCAAAGCGUGUUUUAAAGAGCACAGAGGAGGAUGAGGAUGAUUUUGGUACUAUAGAUGAGUUGCCACCAGACAGUUUGAUAACGCUUGUACAACCUGAGCUGCCUGCACUUAGCCGUCUCUGGUUAGCUGCACUGAAAGAUUAUGCUCUUUUAACUUUACCAGCUGAAUUUGCUACCCAGCUUCCACCAGAUGGGGGAGCAUUUUAUACUCCAGAAACAAUUGAUACAGCUAGACUGCAUUACCGAAACUCCUGGGCUCCCAUACUACAUGCAGUGGCACUUUGGCUAAACAGUACAGGAUUUAAUGCUUCAGAGUCAACAGAAGAGACUGCUGCAGCAAUGCCCAAUUCACAGAAACGUGCUACAUCCAUUAUGUUAAACCAGACGCCUGGAACUCCACCUACCACUAAAUCUUUGCCGGAGAUAAACAAAGAUAGAAUGCACUUAAUUUUGGGUGUUAGUAUACAGUUUCUGUGUUCCCCACGACCUGAAGAGCCUGUUGAGCAUGUUACAUCUUGUUUACAAGCACUUCAUACUUUAUUGGAUUCCCCUUGUGCCAGGAUCCAUAUUGCAGAGGAUCAGCUCCUUGGUGUUGAACUCUUGAGUGUGCUUCACCGACUCCUCCUGACCUGGGAUCCUCCUUCAGUCCAGCUACUGGUCACAGGAGUUGUCCAGCAGAUAGUAAGAGCAGCUCAAGAUUAUUUGCAGGAAAAAAGGAACACCCUAAAUGAAGAUGAUAUUGAGGAAAAAGAAAAUCCUCUUACUUUAGGAGAGGGAGGUGAGACUGGUAGUCUUGUGCCUGGAAAAUCUCUAGUCUUUGCAGCCAUGGAAUUACUCAUGUUUAUCCUAGUACGGCACAUGCCCCAUCUGAGUUCAAAAGUGUCAGAUUCUCCAAGUCACAUUGCUGCCAAAUCCCACCUCUCUGAGGAAAGUGCUCGUCUUGUGGCUGCCACUGUUACUAUACUGUCUGACCUGCCUUCUCUGUGUUCUCCAGCAGGAUGUAUGACAAUCUUACCCACUAUCCUAUUUCUGAUUACAAGAGUAUUGAAAGAAACGGCAGUAAAAUCAGCAGAUAAUCAGGUCCCACCUCCAGUCAGUGCAGCCCUUCAAGGGAUAAAAACUAUUGUUACUCUUCCAACAGUUAAGACUGAUGAAACUCAGAAACAAUGGACAGGUCUUAUCCGCAGCACUCUGGCAUCUAUCUUGGAAUACUCUCAACCUGAAGCCUCUAAGCCUAUUCUUGAUGAAGUAAGCAUACUUACAGCUAUUGCUCUCUUCCUUUGGUCAGCAAGCACUGAAAUAAUUGGAGUGCAGUCUUUACAAAAUGGAUGUAUGAGCAGAUUUAAAAGUGCAUUAAAUUCCUGUGAUCCUUGGGUUCAAGCCAAGUGUUACCAACUCCUGCUUUCUGUGUUCCAACACACCAAUCGUGCCCUGUCAACUCCAUAUAUUCAUUCAUUGGCCCCUAUCAUGGUUGAGAAGUUGAAAGCUGUGGAAAGGAGCCGCCCAAACAACAACCUGGAGCUGUUAGCAGUGCAGGAAGGAAUUAAAGUCCUUGAAACGUUGGUUGCCCUUGGUGAAGAGCAGAAUAGAGUCCAGUUGCUUGCCCUUCUCGUUCCCACUCUGAUCUCCUAUUUACUGAAUGAAAAUGCCUUUGCUUCUGCAUCUACAGCAUCUAAGGAUCUUCACGAAUUUGCACUUCAGAAUCUAAUGCACAUUGGUCCACUUUACCCACAUGCUUUCAAGACAGUAAUGGGAGCUGCUCCUGAAUUAAAAACACGUCUAGAAACUGCAGUCCGAGCAAGUCAGGCCAGCAAAGCAAAAGCAGCUGCUAGGCAACCACCACCCACAGUACAUUCCACCCCAACAAUUAAACUAAAAACUAGCUUUUUUUGACUUACUUUUAUUAUUUUUGGACCAUUAAGUAGUCAGAAGCAUUACAUUAUCCCCGAUGUGUGACUGCAUAUAUGUCUGUAAUUUUGUGUAAUUUGUAUGUAAAAGGCUGUGUAAUGGAGCUUUGUGUAAUUACUUGAAAUCCAUGCAUUACAAGGGAAGUGGUGUUACUUGUAUAGAUUUUUAGGAAAUUGAAUGUGAUCAUAUUUAUGAAUUUGUGUUAUAAAUUAUCCACCAAAAAAAUCUAUUCUCUAUCUGACUAUAUAGUUUUAUUUAUUUUUAAAAGCUACCCCAAACCUUUGAGUGGUUUUUGAAAUCUGGUGAUUGUUACCCUACCAUUGUGCCAACACACUAACAGAGUGGGGACGGAGGGAAGAGGGAAACUGUUAUGCAGUACUUACCAUGUACCAUGGGGAAUUUCAAGUGUAGAAGUAUGCACUUUUUCCUUUUAAAAACAAAGUAUGGAAGGAGAUUGUCAGACCUUGUAGAUCAUUUCAGCUUGCAUGAAAAAAACAAAGAAUUGAAAAUUUUCAGCCUUUCUCAAGGUGAACGAUCAAGCAUGCUAUCUUAAUGAGUUGUCCUUAUUUAUGUGGUGUAUAUUUCUUUCAGAUCCCUUUCCAUGCUUGAAAAUUAAUAAACGAUGCAAAGAAUCUAAUUCCCUAUCUCUUCUAAGAUAAAUUUUAAAGAAUGCAUUGGAAAUUGAGUUUAUAAAGAAAACUGCCUGCUAUCUGCGUUUUUGUAGGUGUAGAUUUUGGCCCUUGUAAGGUGCUGUGUGUUAGCAGUCUUCCUAUUCUGCCUGGUUGAAUAUGAUGAUUCGGUGCUCUGCUCUUUGUCCGGAUUCCUAGGUAUUUAACCUUCCUGCAAGUUUUUAGUCUCACUGGAUAUAUCUUAUCUGCAGUCCUUGAUAAAGUUUGCAGAGCCAAAUUACUUGAGUGCUUUGCACCUGUACUGAUUAAGGGAGCAGAACACAAGUGAGAGCCAGGCUCCUCCAGUUUUUCCUUCCCCUACCAGGCUUUCCUUUUUGAAAAGCACAUGGCACCCCUCACAUCCGAGUGAGUCUGAUCUGCAGAUUUUGGAGCUUAGAGCUCAAGUGCUGUGCUAACCUUAUAGCGCAGAGCCAGGGACUCCCAAUGUCGGUCUGCUGCCAGGCCUCACCCUUCCUAUUGGCGGAAGUGCAGAACCAUGUAUUUUCUUGUGUAUACAAGACUGACUGAUAUGAAUUUUUUGACACUGCUGUUGAAUUUAUGGGCUGCUGUAGACAUCUUCUAUACUUUUUGCUUUACAGAGGGAAGCCACAUAACUAGAAGCCUCGGCUGAGCCUGUUGAGUUCCAUCUCUGAUGUUUUUCUGGAUACUCUGUAAAAACUGCAUAUUUCAGAAGCUUCUGCUUCAACCCAAAUAUAAAAAGGGAUAGUAAAUAGAAUUGAAUAUGAUUAAUAGUUGGCUGCAAUAUUUGUAGAUCAUUAUUUUUGCAUAGUCACUUGCCUCUAGUCUCUCUUUUCCCGUAAGACCUUACAUAACCCUUUGAGUACCUAUGCAAAAUGGAGGACAAGACGAUGCUCUUUUGCCCUAUUGUAUUUGGUGUGUGCAAAAUAUUUAACAUAAAAUCAGAAAAGCUUUUAUUUCAUAGUGAAUAUUUUAGUACUAAAGUGAGGACACAACAAGUGGUGCAUACUCCAAUCUUUCAAAUGUUUUUUUCAUAAAGAUGUUAACUUCCAAGUCUUGUUCCAUUGUCCUACAGGAGUAAAGAUACAUGCAGAAGUAAAAACAAUAUGCCAUACAUGAGGAGGAAAAUAAUUUCACUACUUUUUUCAUUUUUGUGUAGUGGGAAUUAAUUUGAUUAAAAUAUAUCACUUUCUAAUAAGCGUUUCCAGCAUUACAAAGCUAUAUUGCUUAGAAGAAGUUCUGAACCUGUUUAACAUUUGAGAGAAAGUAUUAACGAAACCCUUUCAGUAUGAAAUCGAACACAAAUUUUCCAAGUAAAACUAAGAAAAUAACUUUAUAACUUUUUUUAGAUUCCCUUCCCCCCCCAGGUAGUCUAGUAAUUAAUGACUUCGAUGUUUGUUGGAAACUUUUUGUCUAUAAUCGGGUUUUAUUUACCUUAAUUUUUAUCUCGGCACUUUUAUGUUUUGGUUAGACUCUAGUUUACAAGAUGUCUGAAAACUCAGAAAAGGGGGGGGGAGGGAAGUGUAGCAAUCAAGCAUAACUAAGAAGUCGGUAGAAAAAUAGAAAAAAGUUAGCGGAAGGGAACAUGGCACUAGAUAGAUGUAGAGGGAUAGAGAAGGGAGAGGUUUUUCUUUGUAUACUGUGUGACUGUAUACAACAUGCACAACUUUCAUUUGUAUACAUCCUUCUCCAGUUUAGUCCUCGUUUGCUUCUUUGCUUGCUCCUGAUACUAAAGGUAUAACCAUGUGGUUUUACAUAUUUUAGCAUCAAAUUUCAUUUGAUUAAAAACCCGA